AUCGAUCACGAACGAUCCGUUCGCAAAGUUUAGACAUCCUACGUGCUAGCAAACAACACGACACACCAUGGGUAGCGAGAAGAGGAAACGUCAGGACGAGCUCGUAAACCGGCCGAAGAAAAAGUCCUCAACUGGACCACCUACCGGAAAUAUCAAGGUGCAGUUCGUGCAGAACAGCGAUGUUUUGGGUCCAGUUUUGGCUACUACUCCAGGCCUUAACUGUCCUCGGGACAUAGCCUUCAAGCCAUACAAAUCGAGCAAGAUCCUCCCUGGCAGUGCAACACAAGAACUUCUGCUCCAAUCGUCCGCACAUCCACGCCUCGAUUACACCGCAUCCGAAGAGAAAGAUGGUAGCUCAGACAGCAUGCUCACAGACUACAUCGGCGUAUACGAUCCUGUGACGCAGAAAUUGCAAUUGGUACAAGUGCCAAAGUUGACGGUACGAAGUACGCUACGAAGCGAGGUAGAGGAGGUGCGCGAAGAAGAGGCGAAGGCACGGAUGACCAUGGCGCAAAAGAAGUACAAUCUCACAGCCGAAUUUGGAUCCAAGAAGUCGAAGAAGGCUAUUCAAGAGAGGAUGGCGAACAGAAUCGCCAGAGGAGACCCCAACGAACCCACUGAAGAGAACCCCGUCGCAGACGCCAUUAUGCAAGGCAUGGAUGCUACGAACGGCAAGAUGCCAACAAAGGAGGAACUAGAGGCUGAACUGGACAGCUCCAAACCUCGACCGAAGGCCAAUCUCGCUGCCGAAUAUCCUGCAGAUGUGUACCCGAUUGACACCAUCGUCGGCAAGGAGCUCAUGGCUCUUAUUCCGAUCAAAGAUUGGCUAGAUUCAGCGGAGGAGGGCAAGGGAGUCCAAGUCGCAAGCAAAUAUGUUGCUCGGCGCAUACUGAAGUUGGCAAAGAACAAGGAUGUUCAAAAGCUCAAGGUUCUGAAGUUCAUUUUGCUCUGCGUAAACUUCAAUGCCGCGUUGAGAACCAAGGGCAAGGGACCUAAGAACGUGCCACCAAAAGACAAAUUGAUUACGGCCAUGGGUGAUGACAUCCCGCCAGCCGUCGUAGAUUCCAUCAGGAGGAAAUUCGUGUCUGCCCAAAACGACAUGCCCCGAUGGAACAUCGACAAUCUCAUGACACAUACAGCCGCGGCGGCGCUCAUUGUCGAUGGGUUCGAGGUCGAUGUAAAUGAUCUCCGCGAUGAUCUGAAGAUCGAGAACAAAGAUAUCAAAGCAUAUUUCCAAGAGAUUGGCUGCAAAGUCAACCCGCCUACUCAGACCGAGCAACAGAAACUCAAGAUCUCCAAGGCAGAGGGCAUCAACCAUUCCAUAGCCAAGCUCAGAAUUCCACUCAGUUUCCCAAGGAUCUCGAAGGGACGUAGCAACCAGCCACGACGAUAGUUGUACGGAGAUAUGGCGAAGUGUGCGGAUGCAGGAGCGCAAUGGGAGUGAGCGCUUAUACCCAAUAGCUUGCAGUCUAGCAUGAUUCAAAACUAUAAUCCAGAUCGCGACCUGUACUUCUGAACUUGUGGAUAUUGAUUUUAACCACUUCUUAAUCAAAUAUUACUCAAGUGCUGUCCAACUCUCGAAUACCUACCAGCAAGGUGGCAUCGUUUCGCCGCUCCCACUCACUCACCACACCCAUCACUACUCCCAGCUACCACUUCGCACACUCUCCCCACCGUCCAGUCUCCACAACAUGCAUCAUACACCCUCAAAAUAGAUCAUAGAUCUCUCACGCCGACACACCGAUUCCACCGACGACUUUCGCCUGAACCCUUAAAAUCAUGACAUCACCACCCUCGACCAU
This is a messenger RNA of Aaosphaeria arxii CBS 175.79, 1802 nucleotides long. Its product is annotated as RNA polymerase I associated factor, A49-like protein. Lineage: Eukaryota; Fungi; Ascomycota; Dothideomycetes; Pleosporales. Gene Ontology annotation, molecular function: DNA binding. Gene Ontology annotation, biological process: transcription elongation by RNA polymerase I; RNA polymerase I preinitiation complex assembly; nucleolar large rRNA transcription by RNA polymerase I. The coding region runs from base 68 to 1393 and encodes 441 amino acids. The transcript is spliced from 4 exons. The record is from RefSeq and is a predicted model, not a curated record. Gene Ontology annotation, cellular component: RNA polymerase I complex.